AAGGAGCCUGUACAUCUAAAAAAUGAACCCCACGGCCAAAGCAGACACUACCCUGGAUGAAAGUAUGUAUAACAAUUAUUAUCUGUAUGAUAGUAUCCCCAAGCCUUGCACCAAAGAAGGCAUCAAGGCAUUUGGGGAGCUCUUCCUGCCCCCCCUUUACUCCUUAGUCUUCCUCUUUGGGCUCCUUGGAAAUUCAGUGGUGGUUCUGGUCCUGCUGAAGUACAAGCGUCUCAAGUCCAUGACAGAUGUGUACCUGCUCAACCUUGCGAUCUCCGAUCUGCUCUUCGUGUUCUCCCUCCCCUUCUGGGGCUACUACGCUGCCGACCAGUGGGUGUUUGGACUGGGUCUCUGCAAGAUCAUCUCCUGGAUCUACUUGGUGGGCUUUUAUAGUGGCAUAUUCUUCAUCAUGCUCAUGAGCAUUGACAGGUAUCUGGCGAUUGUGCAUGCAGUGUUUUCCUUGAGAGCGAGGACUUUGACUUACGGAGUCAUUACCAGCUUGGCCACGUGGUCAGUGGCUGUAUUAGCCUCACUUCCAGGCCUUGUAUUUAGCACUUGUUACACUGAGCACAACCACACCUACUGCAAAACCAAGUACUCUUUCAACUCUACAACGUGGAAGGUUCUGAGCUCGCUGGAGAUCAACAUUCUGGGAUUGGUGCUCCCCUUGGGGAUCAUGCUGUUUUGCUACUCCAUGAUCAUCAGGACCCUGAAGCACUGUAAGAACGAGAAGAAGAACAAGGCGGUGAAGAUGAUCUUUGCCGUGGUGGUCCUCUUCCUUGGGUUCUGGACACCUUACAACAUAGUGCUUUUCCUGGAGACCCUGGUGGAGCUUGAAGUCCUUCAGGACUGCAUCUUUGAGAGACAACUGGACUAUGCCAUUCAGGCCACAGAAACGCUGGCUUUUGUUCACUGCUGCCUUAAUCCGGUCAUUUACUUUUUUCUAGGGGAGAAAUUUCGAAAGUACAUUGUACAGCUCUUCAAAACCUGCAGGGGCCCUUUUGUGCUUUGCCAAUACUGUGGCCUUCUCCAAAUUUACUCUGCAGACACCUCCAGCUCCUCUUACACACAGUCCACUGUGGAUCAUGACCUCCACGAUGCCCUGUAACAAAUGAAAAUGCCAAAA
Messenger RNA from Orycteropus afer afer, 1123 nucleotides. RefSeq names its product C-C motif chemokine receptor 4 (gene CCR4). Gene Ontology annotation, biological process: immune response; G protein-coupled receptor signaling pathway; inflammatory response. The record is from RefSeq and is a predicted model, not a curated record. Gene Ontology annotation, cellular component: membrane. Gene Ontology annotation, molecular function: C-C chemokine receptor activity. NCBI's taxonomy places the organism in Eukaryota, Metazoa, Chordata, Mammalia, Tubulidentata, Orycteropodidae.